AAAGAGAGAACGAGGGAGUAAAGCAAAGCAUGUUGCCAGUGUUGGCUCCGUAACUCACUGUGAGCGGAGACGGGAGGGAGAGCAAAAAAGAGAGACAGAGAGUCACACAUUCACACACUCUCUCAAUCACCCUCAUUCACACACACACACAUAAACUCUCACAUUCUCGCAGAUUCAGAGGUGCCUUGCUUAAGAGACUCUGUUACGCACGCCUGCAGGGUUGAGAAUACUUUCAGCAUUGAAAACUGGGCUAGAACAGAGGACUGGAGCACCGGGACAGACCCCAAAGCAGACCUUCUUCAAACAGGACCUUUACAGCAUGUAAAGCCGGACAGACAGAUAUGUGCACCAUCCAUCCUUAACAUUCUUCCGUUUCAUUUCUCCAUCCGUGCCUCCCUCCCACCUCUCCUCUCAAGUGGUGUGAAGGACACGGAGCUACGGGUUCCUCAGCGCUCGCCGCCUGGUUGCCUUACGGGAGUCUGGGGGAGGCUUGGUGCUCCCCUCCGCUCUCUCGCGCUCUCACUCGUUCAUGAAUGUCACCUCUAUCUGCGGAAGCUGCUGGAAUUUACAAACACUCUCUCGGGAGCUUGAGGAAAGAGAGCAAAGGGGAAUGUCUGAAGGGCUGAAAAGGGAAAGAACUUCCGAUUCCUCUCAUCCCUAUCCAUCUGAUCAUCCACAGACAUGAGGUUCAGGGUUAAUGACAUCAGUUUUUGACUUUUAGUCAAUGUGUCUGUCUCUUUUUAUUUUUUGCAGUCAUAGUGUCAUGGAUGCGAUACUUCGUAAUCAGGUAAUGGAGUUUCACUAAGAUCGUCUCAGGAUAUUGUUCCUUCGUAGGACCUGUAUAAUUGCUUCAUGCUAGUCUUGAUGUUCUUCAUUUUAGCCGUUGGAACCGUACGGAUAAAACAAUUGGACUUUUUAAUGUCUUUUUCCAAAUCAUAUGUAAAACGAUUUUCAACCUGAGAGCUUUCUGAAAACCGACCCCAAACUAUGGGAGGAAAGUGAGGGACAUCUGCAGGGAACAGAGCCGAAAAGGAAAAAUAUGAUGGUGCUUUGAUGGCUUACUUAUAUUUCAGAAUACCAGUACAGUUCCAUGGAUCAUCUGCUGCCACUUUUCCAGUCUCUAUUCUGUGCAACGAGACCUAAAAUACAACAAGCAAUCCUAACUACGACAACUGCUGUUCAUCAGAAUCAUCCCACCAGUUGUGACGCAUUCUUCCCUUGGUUACUGUGGGAGAUCCCGCUGUAGUCCAAACAUCUGCCGUCUCCGGCUCCUCUCCUCCGUGACCCUGGGUGAUCGGACAGGUGGGCAGGCCACUGACGCCCUCUGCGCCCCACGGGUGAGCUGGGCACAGCAAAAUGGCUGCCCUCGCCAGCUCACUGAUCCGGCAGCGAAGGGAAGUCAAGGACCCCAAGGCCAACCGGCAGAUCUCCAACAAACGCAAGCCUUGCCCCAAGAGCAACAAGUCACUCUGCCAGAAGCAGAUCCUCAUCCUCAUCUCCAAAGUCCGGCUUUGUGGCAGUCGAGGAAGAAAGCUAGAAAAAAGACCCGAGCCGCAGCUGAAAGGGAUCGUCACGCGCCUGUAUUGUCGGCAUGGCUUCUACCUGCAGAUGUUACCCGAUGGCACCUUGGACGGCACAAAGGACGAAAACAGCUCCUUCUUGCUGUUCAACUUGAUUCCUGUGGGCUUGAGGAUAGUCGCCAUCCAGAGCACCAAGACUGGGCUCUACAUAGGCAUGAAUAGUGAGGGCUACCUCUACACAUCAGAACAUUUCACACCGGAGUGUAAGUUUAAGGAGUGUGUGUUUGAGAACUAUUACGUGACGUACUCCUCGAUCUUGUACCGUCAAACGCAGUCGGGACGGGCCUGGUACAUUGGUAUAAACCGGGACGGACAGGUCAUGAAGGGAAACCGGGUCAAAAAGACUAAAGGAGCAGCUCACUUCCUGCCCAAGCUCAUAGAGGUUGCCAUGUACAGGGAGCCAUCGCUACAUGAGGUUGCAGAGCAAAGCCCACCUCGGAAAACGGCCAAAACGUCAGACUCGCCCGUCCAUAAAAACAGCAAGAAAGAGCAUCUGCUGACAGUCCCUACAGCGUCCUAGCGGCAGGAGAAAUGCUUUGUUUGCACAGACAUGCCAUGAACGCCAGCAGUGGCACUGGAGGUUUGGUCCCUCCACCGAUACUCAGACGUUACCAACAAUGCAUCGGGGCUCAAAAGACCCUCGCCAACAGGUCUAAUGCCCUCCGCAGCUCCUUUUUGGUCUCUCCCGCUUCCAUAAUCAAGGGAAAAUACUGAGCAAUAAUAACCAUAAUGGUCUGGGCUUACAGUGCGACGAGAUGCUAUUACAAGAACCGCAACACCCGAAAGAAA
Danio aesculapii is the source of this 2369-nucleotide messenger RNA. It is a transcript of the gene fgf11a, whose product is annotated as fibroblast growth factor 11a. The record is from RefSeq and is a predicted model, not a curated record. NCBI's taxonomy places the organism in Eukaryota, Metazoa, Chordata, Actinopteri, Cypriniformes, Danionidae. Gene Ontology annotation, molecular function: fibroblast growth factor receptor binding; growth factor activity. Bases 1357 to 2100 code for a protein of 247 amino acids. Gene Ontology annotation, cellular component: cytoplasm. The transcript has 6 exons. Gene Ontology annotation, biological process: positive regulation of gene expression; animal organ morphogenesis; positive regulation of protein phosphorylation.